CUUCACAGUAUAGCUUUUCAACACUGCCUACCCACGGAUUUCCAGUCACUUGGCGGUUGAAUAUAGCUUGGCUGCUCCCUGUCGCUAUGGCUAAUUCCUUAGGAACCGGUGGAUCCAGUUUGAUCUAUUCCUCUCUUUCUUUCUUUCCCUUCACCAACUUGUUGAGUCUUCCCCCCACGGUGUUCCUUCUGUAAAAAAAAAAAAAAGUGCGCUGUUGCACGGCUCAGUUGUUAUUUGUGCGACUUCUUCUGACCAAAUGCCGCAAGUUUGAAUCAAGUUGAGUGUAGAGCUCGUUGGGACUGUGUCGGUCGCUUUUAAAGUGGAAAACUCGACGGGACGCGCAGAAGAGGCUUUGUCACCUGGAGGUGGAGACAACAACCACCCCCUCCCACCGUCCUUGUCUGAAAUUAUCAACUCAUUUGGCACAGGGGAGACACUUGAAGCACUCCCAAAGAACUUGAAAUGGAGGCUCCUGAUGGUUACUGUGCUAGUAACGGCCAAUGCUCUCCCGGUAAGGAGAACUCGAGAAUGUUGGCGGAUACAUCAUCACCUGAUGGACAGGUUCCUCAGGGUCCUAAUUCCCCCAGUGAACUGACAAUUAAGCAAGAGGAAGAAACUGCGGAGGAGUCUGACAACAGAAGCCUAGGACUUGGUGAAAUAGGCCAAACUGGGAAGGAAGUAGCAUUGGAGGAAUCCAUGACUGGCAGCCCAAGCAAUUUACAGGAUGGAUUAUCUGAGCCAAACAUGACAGUUGAUGCAGGAAGUCGACAACCAAAUGGUGACAGGCCGUUCCAGUGUAACCAGUGUGGCGUCUCAUUCACCCAGAAGGGAAACCUGCUGCGACACAUCAAGCUGCACACAGGCGAAAAACCCUUCAAAUGCCCCUUCUGCAGCUACGCCUGCCGGCGGCGCGAUGCCCUCAGUGGGCAUUUGCGCACUCAUGCUGUUGGCAAACCACAUAAGUGUAACUACUGUGGGCGAAGCUACAAACAGCGCACUUCCCUGGAGGAACAUAAAGAGCGCUGCCAUAGUUACCUGCAGAGUAUCGGCUUGGAUCCCAACACCAGCACUGGCCCUUACACAGGUGAGGUCCCUCAAGAGCCGAGGCCCAUGGCAGAGCCCAACAACAUGGCUACUUUUGAUCGGCCGCCUGUUAUUGAAAGGCUUCACAGCAACGUGGGCAAGAGGAAGAGCACCACUCCUCAGAAAUUUGUGGGAGAAAAGAUGGUACGCUACAGGUACCCUGAACUAGGAUAUGAGAUGGGCCUAAAGUAUGAGAAGCAACAUGAACUGAUGUCGGCCCACAUGAUGGAUCAGGCCAUCAGCAAUGCCAUAACAUACCUAGGAUCGGACACUCUUCGGCCCAUGCUGCACCAUCCAGGCCCUCCUAUCUCUAUGGCUGAAGGUGUGCCCAUGGUCACCCCCCUCUUCCACCAUGUCCUGCCUUUGGGCCAACGAACAGAGCGUCCAGGAAACUGUGACACGCUGCCACCACAGCCACCUCAGCCCCAUGACUUCCCCAGCCAUCCCACCACAAAUGGCCCCACUGCUUUAACCAGGCAGGGCAAACUCCUCCAGCCAGGGCAAGAAGAAUCUCCCAGCAACAGUGGAGUUGAUUCUGCUGACUCAGCUCGCAGCAGCCCUCACGAGAGGCCUGGCUACCACGGGAACAACCCCACUCCCAGCCUCAAGUCUCGAGCCAGUCCAGCAGUGGUUUAUUCAGGUGAGCGGGUGACAGAAGCAUCACCCAGAAGUUUGCCAGGCAUGAGGACUGGAGUAAUGCGAGUGGCCACAGAGAGGCCUGUUAACCAUGAAGGGGUGCGGGUGUUCGGACGAGAGGGCCAAGAGUUGCGAGCCUUCCAGUGCGAGCAUUGUCGUGUACUCUUCCUGGACCAUGUCAUGUACACCAUCCACAUGGGUUGCCACGGAUACAGAGAGCCAUUAGAGUGCAACAUCUGUGGUCACCGCAGCAAAGACCGCUAUGAGUUCUCCUCUCACAUAGUCCGUGGUGAACACACCUUCCAGUAAGAAGAUGGGUAGGAAUUAAGGGAAAGGAGCAAUAGCCCCAUAUUCGUUCUUAGACUGCACAGUUCAACGGCACUGUGGACAAGUGUAGCACAACCAUAGCAUAGACUUCUUUUUAAGCCACUUAUUGUGAAUCUGAACAAUCAAAUGAAGGUAUGGGCCAAAGACACAUUUUCUACAUAUUUAAGAUUAUCAAGAUCAUAUAUACAUCAGAUUCAUUUUACAAGAAGGAUGGUAAGUUUUUUCUUUUCUCUCAAAAUGUUCAUGAUUUGUAUAACAGAGCAGCUGUCAGACAACGUUGACUAGUUUUCCAUUUUAGUCUUAUUUGUAAAAUGUCUUUUGUUGUGCUUGUCCUGUCAUGCUUUUGCAUAUUUUCACUAUCAAGAAGUAAUGAACACAUAGAAAUGCAGUUCAACCUGAAAGAAUGAAAACAGAGUUAAAGUCUUCAGGUUGUCUCUAAUUCAAUUAAAUAAAAAUACUAGCAUUUAUGAAUUGUUUCAUGUGCAUAAUAGCAGUAUGGCAUUGAACUGGCUUAUUUACUGUGGGAUAUCACACAGUAUCUGUGCAGUUUUCUUUUUCUUUCUUUUUUAUGAUGUUGCCAUGGGCCGUCAUAAAUGUCUGUUUUUUGUCUGUUUUUCCUAUGAACAAUGGUGGGAUACACAUAAUAUUAUGGUCAACUGGUGCUGUGUGUUCCAGCUGCAAGCAACUUGGUGUCCUUUUGGACUUUACUGCCGAUGGUGUGGUUGUUUGUGGUUGUAUCUAUCUGCAGCUGUAGAAAUUUGACCAGUCAUGCCAUCAUCUUCAGUAUUUAGUUCUGCUUUAGUAUUGCCAUGUAUAACUGCAUAAUUUAAAUGAAUUAAAAUAGAUAGGUUAACACCAAGAUUGUAGUAAUUAAAAAUAAACAAUUAGAAAGUACUGCCUUUGACUCUACCCCUAAUAAUAGAUAAAACAACAAAUGGCCUACAAUUUCUGAGACUUUUUUAUUCUUUUAGUCCUGUAUAUAAGUUAAGAUAACUUAGAGGAUUUAAAUACAAUCUGUGCAAAUGUAUAUAUAUCACAAUUUGUACAUAAAUUGUGGUAAUCAUACUGUAAAUGCACAAAUGUAAAUACAAGUAACAUACAGUACAUUCAAUGCAUUUUAAAUCAUUCAUGUCCAUAUUAAUACAUACUACUGUAAAGUUUGUGAGGUUAAAGCCUAAAUGUAAGCCAAAGUUAUGUCGUAAAGCUAAUGCUAACAGGGCUACAUAGCUAGCUGGUAGCAGAAAACUAACUCUUUACAGUCGCUUUGUAAAAUUCAGCUGUUAUAGCGAUAGUUAAAACACUUUGACUGACAUAUUGCAUAAAAGGGCUGUUUUUUCAUUGUCUUUGAUUCACUUGAGUAAUGGGCCAGCUAUGCUAGCAAAACAAUUCUAGCUGUGCUAUUUAGCUAACUGAGGUUAUAUUUACUAUCACCACCCAAUAGUUUUACAUUCAUCUGCACAAGAAGCAUUUCCAAUUCAACUUAAAUAUAAUGCAUUUGGAGCUCAGUAAUUUAAUAAAAUGAUAAAAUACACUCAACUUUAUUUAUAUAGUCAAUGCAAAUAAUUAUACACUUAAAAGUGUCAUCUGGCCUACAUUUGUAAAUCUUAUAUAUUUGUCUCAUGAAACUACAUUUGUUGCUUGUAUUGACACUUAUUUAUCUCCAUGGUUAUCAGCCUCUGUUUAGUUUUGCAUUUACAAGGUAGAAUUAUUAAUUGAUCAUGAAGAAAAAUCACAGUGAAAGGAACACACAAGUACAGGAAGUACACAAUGCGUAUCCUGAUUAUAUGUGUCAGCCUUGUGCCCCAAAAAAGUUCAAUAACCAUGUUUUUAUCAUCUGCCAAGGUAAUGUAUUCUUCACCAAAAUAACCAUUUAACCAAAUAUAUUAUGUAUUUGUUUCACUGGCUGCUCCUUUAUAAAAUGAUUAUCCCAUGGUGACUUGUGGCUUAGGUGUUGCUUGCAGUUUGAGCAUUCAGUUGGAUUUCUAAACUAGUAUCAUGGUUUGUUUGAAACUUGCAAUGGAUACCAAAGGCAUAAAGGAGUCUAAAGAUACUGCAUGGGCUGCUCUUCUCUUGUGUACCUCACUUUAUGUUUUUGCUCAACUUUUUGAUCCAACCUACUUUGUGUUUUAGUUUGGAUGGCUGUGUACAGUAUGUAAACGUUAGUGUCUUUUUUCAGUGCAUUGGUACGGGGUCAGGUAGGGUAUGCAUUAUUUGAGCUGUUUUCCAGCAUGGAAAUACAUGCUUAUUUGUCUAGUUCAAUGCCAUCUUUUAAUUAUAUUUGUGUGUCAUGACAAAUAUAGGGAAACAUCACAAACUCACCACAAAACUCUGCUUUGUCCUUUGCAGAUUUGUGUAGCGCUGCUUUAUUUGCAGUUGAAAGCCUACAUUUAACUGCAUCAUGGGAAUUGAGGGAAUUCUCGAUGUGUAUGGUGGCCAUUUUUCAUUUUUAAUUCUUGCCAUGAUGUCGCUACAUUCAUGUAUGAUCUUAUACAGAGUGCAUCAAGAACAAGACAGCAUGUGCAAGGGGAAAGCAAGUGUGGUUAACACUUAGUGAUGAAGGCACUUCCAAGGCACUCAGAACUGUAGCAUUCCUCAUUCCUAGCUCAUGUAUGCAAAAUGUAAAUAGCAACUAAGAGAUUAGCCACUUUCCACCUCCAAAUCUCUUGUCCAUCACCUACAGUGUGUUGAACGAUAACAGAUUAUUUAUUAGUAAGGCUAGCUGCGGCUCUUUCAUUAAUGUCUUUGAACAGAUAAGACUGUGCUUUGUACAGUUGGCCCUGCACUUUACGUUCAUACCCUGACUAUAGACAGCAUUGUAGUUUUGUUUUGUUUUACAUUAAAGUGUAGGUAAAGGGGAAACAAUCAUUGGCAGAACACAGGUUAGUCGUUUCUCUGAAAGAACCACUUUGGAGAUGCACAUUGCAAAGGAAGUUGUAUGCUGUCCAAGUUUAUGAUUGUUGUAACAUCACUCACAAGAAAUUUGGCAUUGCUAGUUUUACAGUUUAAGUUUUGCUCAUUAUUAUGAACAGUUGAUUGUUCUCUAAGGUUAAACUCAGUGAUUUAUUCUGCUAUGUCCAAUGUCUAUUUGUGAUCAAAAGGCAGCUUUUUCUCUGUUUACAUGUUGCUUCUCUUAUGCGCAACUAGUGCCCAGCUAGCAUAAAAACCUACUGUCUGGAAAUUAAUGGCACUGGGAAUUGUUUACACCUCGCAGCUGUGAAAUUGACUCUAUGUAUUCCUCUAUUAUAUCUGUCCUGUAUAUAUUUGUUACCUGAAGCCUUAUCUGUUAAGACAGGGGUCCUCCUAAAACAACACAUCUUUUAAAGAACUCUAUGAUCAAAUGUAAAUUUAUGCUACCCUGAUUUUUCAUCCGUAAUCCUCUUUCAAAGGAAUACAAAUAGACAGACCAGAACUUUAUUAACUUCAACUGGGCAUAAUAUAUGAUGUUCAAAUGAAAUGUUAUUUCCUCCAGGUUAUAUUUGGUAAGACUUUGAACGCAGAAGUAUUUUUUCUUUUUCUCAUGCUAAUGUAAUAAGGACAGCCUUACACAUUCUUUAAAUGAAGCAGCCAUAUGAACAAAAACAAUACAGAGAAAGGUCUUCUGUCAGCCCUCGUUGUGAGUGAGGAGUUUACUUGAAUAUCAAAAUCAUUGCUAUUGAUUCUGAUUGCGGGGAUGUUUUUGUAAAUUUUGAAAAUGCAUAUGCUAAAUGUCUAUUUUUCUGCUGAAAUGUUAAUGCAAAUAGUUUUGUGAACUUUUGUGUGUUUUUUUUAAUUUUAAAAAUGUUUACAAAGAUGUAAAAUAUAUGGUACAGGUGAAUUGUAUUUUAUAAGAAAUAAUAUAUGAAAGGUGUAUAUUUUGGCACUGAAUAUUGAGAUUAUCCAAAAACGUGCCGAUUGAUCAUCUCUGAUAUUGACAACAACUUUCUGAUGUGAGGGCUCUCAGGUAUUUGCGUAGGUUUUGUAUUUUUAUGUCCUAAAAUAUGUGAUUUUAUUUAUCAAAAAAGAUGCACAGUAAUUGAAAUAGUUUGGUAAUUCUCAUGAUUUAAAUCAGUCCAACACUGAGUGUGGUGAAGGAAGUUAGAUGAUUGAUCAGCCCUGUUUACAACAUCAAUGACAUAACAUGAAGACACACUGCUGUGAAGGAUACAAUGUAUAUUUUUAAGGCAUGGGGUUCCCUCUAUUAAAGACAUGAUUUUA
Molecule: messenger RNA, 6240 nt
Organism: Etheostoma spectabile (orangethroat darter)
Lineage: Eukaryota; Metazoa; Chordata; Actinopteri; Perciformes; Percidae
Gene: ikzf2
Product: IKAROS family zinc finger 2
Exons: 9
Coding region: 463-2028 (521 amino acids)
Biological process (GO): regulation of transcription by RNA polymerase II
Molecular function (GO): DNA-binding transcription factor activity; RNA polymerase II cis-regulatory region sequence-specific DNA binding
Source: RefSeq, a predicted model, not a curated record